Molecule: messenger RNA, 2643 nt
Organism: Styela clava
Lineage: Eukaryota; Metazoa; Chordata; Ascidiacea; Stolidobranchia; Styelidae
Molecular function (GO): protein binding
Source: RefSeq, a predicted model, not a curated record
GAUUUGUAUAGUGUGCCGUACUAGAUGCCAUAACUCAUCGCCGCAGAUACAGAAAUGCAUACGUUAGAUUACCCAUACUGCCAUAUGUCACUUUAACAUUUAUGUUAGAGGGGAUUUGUUUUGAUUAUUGCUGCAUUAAUGAUUUUCAUUAGUACAGUCUGACAGUAGUAACAGAGUUCAGAAGUUCCUAAAGUGAAAGUCUGAAAUAAUAUCGUUUACUGUUACUUUAUUCAGGCACCAACUAAUCCCCAACCCUACUUGAACUGGCAACCGUACAAGAGGCUGUUUUUCACCUUAUGAUACAGUGAUACAGCCGGGAAUAAUAUUUUUCACUUAAUUCAAGAUCAUAAUGUAGUUGAAGCUGAUAUUUUACACAAAUUUUAGCCUUAAUUGAAUGGAAUCAUCAUCGGAGCAAAUGGAAAAGAUAAUUGAUGCGUUUACCGACCUAACAACUGGUGAUCAAAACAAGGUUUUGAAACAAAUACUGAGAAAAUGCAAGCGGAAGCAACUACAACUUGUAUAUAACGAACUCCAGCCUUUAUUAGCGAUAGAUUUUGUGACUUUUUUACCUCGAGAACUCAUUGAAUUGAUAUUUUCAUUUCUGUCGCCCAAAGAACUUGGACGUGUGUCAGUUUGUAGUAAGCAAUGGAGAGAACAUUCAAAUAAUAGUAAAUUAUGGAAAUUACUCUGCAAGAAAAGUCAUUGGAUGCAUUUUGGUGAUGAGACAGGUAGUGGUGAUCUCUAUGCAGCUCCCUCUUCAUCAGCCCCUCCGCAAAGUCCUUUAACAUCCCCCUCCUUUCAUUUUGUUCCUCACACAUGCACGGAACUUCCUCCAGUAUGCAGGUGGAAAGAUGUUUAUGUCCGAGCCCACCAUCUUCAAAACAAUUGGGAAACUGGCAGAUACACAGUUUAUCCUCCGUUACGAGGCCAUAAAGAAAGAAUAACUUGCUUGCAUUGUUCUGGGAAGUAUUUGGCAACCGGUAGCGAUGAUCGGUCUGCAAUUGUAUGGGAUUUGUUGUCAUAUUCAUCCGUCCAUGUUCUCAAACACCCAGAUUCAGUUCUAGCUCUUAAAAUAAAGAAUAAUCUUCUGGUCACAGGAUGUGCCGAUGGAAUUGUCAGAAUUUUUAAUCUCAGCACAGGAAAAUGCCUUGGACAAUUGAAAGGUCACACAUCUUCUGUUCAUUGCAUCUGUUUUGAUGGGAACCGAAUAAUAAGUGGAUCUCAGGAUCGAACAAUUCGUGUCUGGAACGCCACAAGUGGUCGUAGUUUGUACACACUUGAAGGUCAUGUGGAUGACCUUGUCAGUUUAUGUUGCCAUGGUAACAUGCUGGUGUCAACAUCGUGGGAUGAAUCAGCAAGAAUAUGGAACGUCGACUCGGGAGUUUGCACUCAAGUUUUAUUAGGACAUAGUGAGGUUGUUCACUGCUGUCAUUUUGAUUCGACUCACGUAGUUACUGGAGGGGGCGACAAGGUUGUGAAGGUUUGGCUGGUUGAGACUGGACAACUUACUAACACUUUGACAGGUCACACAGAUGAUGUGUAUUGUGUCAGUUUCAAUGAUGAGGUCAUUUGUUCCGGGUCAGCGGACAGCUCCGUAAGAGUAUGGAGUUGGUCAGGCGGAAGCUUGUAUAAUUUGCGAGGGCAUAUAGGCGUUGUCAGAUGCUUGUACCUGAAGCACAACACACUAAUAACAGCUGGUGACCAAAUGAAAGUUAUUGUUUGGGAUCCGUCUCGUGGGAAACUACUAAAUAUCGUCCACAGAAAUCCAAGUUUGGUUAAUUUAAUGUGGGUGACGUCAACUCGUUUGAUCGUUGCUGGUCCUGAAGGCCCAGGAGCGGCCACUGUGUUGUCAUUCUGGUGAUAGGUUAGGAGGGACGGCCAAAACGUAAUAAUUCACAAUUUUGAUCACAAGAUAAACGGAAAUAUUUUUAAAUAGGGGCUCGUUCAACAAAUAUUCUACUAUUUCGAAUACACUCUAUAAUAUUAUUUAUGUCUGUGAUACAUAAUAAUCACAACUUUGAUUACUUACUGGAAUGGGUUGCUGUCAGGGAAGGUUCAAACUGUACAAUUUACCAUUUCGAAUUACACAAAUAAUGUUAUAUUUGUAUAGAAUAACAAUAGUAUAGUUUGAGUAUUAGAAUGUUGAAAAUAUUUAAAAAUAGGUCAUGUUUUACUAAGAAUUUAAACGUGUAUUUCAAACUCAUUAGCAAUGCAGAAUGCAGAAGUAGUUAUGCAGAAAAGAAUUAUUUCUUUUAUUUAACGAUUUUUUUCAAUGAUUUGCUGAAAUAAUCUGACAUGUCAAUAAAACUCGUGACUUAAACACCACCGAAAAAAAAAUAUUUUUGCUAAUAUUUGAAUAGCAGUGCUAUUAUAGCACAUCUUCCCAAAUUUAACACAAUUUUUAUAACUCUAGCUUGCCUGUCAAGUUUUAUAUUGAUUUCUUGAAAGUUAUUGAUUUCCUGAAGUAGGUAAAAUAAAUUAACCUCUUCAGUACUCAUUUUUAGUCAUGUCAAUCUAUUGAAAUAGAAGCGAGAAGCGCCAGAAAUAUCUACCAAAGAUUUGUUCUCAAUUUGAAUAUUGUUGAUUUUACCUAUUUAGUGUGUUUUGAUAAUUUUUAUUUUUACAAUAAAAUUGUUUUGGAAA